AUGGAACUGAAUGGUCGGCCCAUCAACACUUCCCAAAACAUUUCCGCGGCCUGGAUCUGCGGGUCUGCGUGUUCUAUUACAGUCCUGUAUCUAGGCGGGAAUGCUCCGGGGCAACGGAAUGUCCCACCCGGCGGCUUGUUUCCUAUGUUUUCCUCCCCCUCGUUUGAAUGUGUCAAUACUAGCAGUGCGCCAAACGGCUCACGUGUAGUUGGGGUCGGCUCUCCCAGUACAAUACUGACAAGGAGGGACGGCAUUAUACCCUUGUCCUUGAUCAGUGGAUAUAAAAAGUCGGACGGCGGAGUUGUUUCUUGUAAGUGUGGGGGUUUUCCCCCCUAUUUUCUUGCUGUGUUUGCAUGUGUAUUUGGGGAGGCAAAGCUCGAAACGGGAAUACUGAAAAGAGAGGCCAUGGCGGGAUCCGGGGUUGGAAUAUUUGUUGUAUAUACCCACGCGAUGGCCAACGGGAGAGAGGCGACCGCCUCUGGUGCGCUUGAUGUGGUCCAUUGCUUUGUGAUGGGGGAAAGACAGAACAGGAAUUGCAACGGGAGAACCAAUGCGGCGGGUGCAGUGCAAUGGUCAAAAUGGAAUGAAAAUGACAGCCUAUCUGAGCAGAUGGAGGAAAUGAGCGAACAGGCGGCGAGGCCUCUCCCGGUCAGCCCGGAUUCUGCUAGGUAUCUACAGAUGAUUAUUUCCCUCCUAGAUGGAGCACUCAGGUCAAAAAAUCACAUCCACACUUCUCUGAGUUCUUUUCCUGGGUGA
This is a messenger RNA of Colletotrichum higginsianum IMI 349063, 756 nucleotides long. RefSeq lists its product as uncharacterized. NCBI's taxonomy places the organism in Eukaryota, Fungi, Ascomycota, Sordariomycetes, Glomerellales, Glomerellaceae. The transcript is spliced from 2 exons. Bases 1 to 756 code for a protein of 251 amino acids. The record is from RefSeq and is a predicted model, not a curated record.